GGGGCACAGUGUGAGUGUUUGUCCUGUGUGGUGAGGAACAGGAAAAAGGACGAAUAAGGGUCGGUUGGUGGGCAGGUGUUAUGUCUUCCUUCCUUCCUGCCGUGACGGGGUAUAGAUCGCAGUUGGCGAAAAUUAGCAUUAGUUUUCAGUGUUUUUAAUUGCACACUUCAGUGUGCAAGUGCCCUUGCUGGCUUUGAGACCCAUCAAGGUGGUGGUAGUGCUACGAAAAGGACUCAAAAGUAUGCACUGUGUGUUUCGGUGCGAGUAGGGAAAUUAUGUAAAUCCGUCUUCGUCAGGACGGAACGGGAUCAACAAAUUCAAUGCACCUGGAGGAAAGUUCAUUGCUACAUGGGUGAAAGGAAGAAAUAAAAAAUGGUGGUCAAAACAAGUUGAGUGACGGGAGCAGAGCAGGACCAGGACUUUCGGAAGAAUAGUUUUCGCUGAUUCGGUGUGUAGUAAAGUGUUAUUGUUUUCGAAACCGUGAGGAUCUAGUCUCAUAAAUAAAUUUAAAGAGAGCAAACAAAACGCAAAAAAAUACAAACGAAGAAACCAACUUCGACCACUCUCGCGUCUAAGUCAACCAAAGUAUGGAGCAAUGCAAUAACGAUCGCCCCUGUGUGAUCAGCAGCGGGAACUUCUUCCCGCAGUCAUCGUCGGCAUCCUCGCCGAGCAACCACAACAACAACAACAACCACAACAACGGCAACGGCAGCAACGGUAACCACAGACAGAAGCAGCACCAGCACCCGCAGCAUCACUCGUCGCUCCAGCAUUCCCCGCCACCGAUCAGCCGACACCUGACGCAGAAGCAUGACCCGAACCUGCACAGCCCGACCGAUCAGUCCUCGCUCGGUGAGAUCGAGGUGAUUCUGGUUCAACAGCACAAGCAGGAUGCCCUGUCGGUGAUUAUCCAUCCGCAGGAGGGUAUGCAGCAGAUCAACAUGUGCUUGAGCGGUUCCGGUAAUCCGGGCUCGGUCGACUCGAUCAUGUCGUCGGACUUCCAAACCCUAUCGCCGAUGCACGAUCGCGAUUCACCCGUUAGCAUCAGUGCGAACACGUCGUAUGCCACGUUGACUCCGCUGCAGCCUUUGCCUCCGAUUUCGACCAUGUCGGACAAGUUCGCGUACUCCAUAGGGGGAAACAUCUGCGAGGCGUUCCCAGGGAUGAACAGCAGUUCCGUUGGGGUCAACAUCGAAAUCAAUUCCUGCUACAACCUGGAGAAACUCGGAGUGAUCCACUCGCCGGUGCACAUCAGUAGCGUGCAGGAAUUGUCACCGACCGACGUCCAUCACACGCUGGAUAAGAAUCACGUCCUGAAGGAUGCCAAGUUGGAUCACCAUCUAUCCGAUAAGGACGUGGAUGUGGUGGACGGGAAGAACGAGUGUAUCCUGGUACGUGCCUCUCCGAUUCCUUCGAAUCUCAGCUCAGUGGACGAUCGCUUUCUGACGUCGGCGGCGAAGUCGGAUCUUAGCCGUCAGAAGGACGACACCGACCAGUUCACCAGUACAGUGCAAUAUCUAGAUCAAGCGAGUGACUCGGAUGUGAUUCACGGCGGUGGUUUGAAUGGGCACGGCGGGGCCGUAUCCGGUAUCAAGAAUCACCAUUCAACCGUGUUUCUCAACAAGUCUUUCAGUUCAAAAGCAAACAUAAGCGACCUUAAUCUGUGUAAAGAAAUUGUUAUAGAUGAUGUUUACGAGGAGUCCGAGCUGGAUGACAAGAAGCUGGAGGACUCGUUAACCGGCGUCGGUCACCAUUCGCUGUCCAAUGGGGGUAGUGGUGGAAAGAACGGUGGCUGCGGCGGUAUCGGUUCGAUGGGUGACGUUGGCUGUCUGAACGGAGGCGGAGAUGUGGAAGAGAUCAACACGAAGGAGCUGGCACAUCGGAUCAGUUCGGAGUUGAAACGGUACAGCAUUCCGCAGGCGAUAUUCGCUCAGCGGGUGCUUUGCCGAUCGCAGGGUACCCUGUCCGAUCUGCUGCGGAACCCGAAACCAUGGUCGAAGCUCAAGUCCGGCCGGGAAACGUUCCGGCGUAUGUACAAAUGGAUCCAGGAGCCUGAGUAUCAGAGGAUGUCGGCGCUUCGGUUGGCAGCAACUCAAUCGGCGAAACCAGCAGUGAACGCGAAGAAACACGAGGAACCGGAACCGAACGUCAUGAUGGGGCACACGAAGAAGCCCCGGCUCGUCUUUACGGAUCUGCAGAGAAGGACGCUUCAGGCGAUAUUCAAAGAAACUAAGAGACCUUCGAAGGAGAUGCAGGUGACGAUUGCCCGGCAGCUGGGCCUGGAACCGACGACGGUGGGAAACUUCUUCAUGAACGCUCGGCGCCGCUCGAUGGACAAGUGGAAGGACGAUGCAAUGAAGGCGGCCGCAGCUGCGGCUGCAGCAGCACGAAACAAUGGUGGCGGUGGUGGUGGAAUCGGCAGCAACAAUGACGCGCUCGGUCUUGGCGGAAUGAUGGGUGUCGGUGGUGGUAGUAAUAGUAGUAGCAACGAUGAUAACCUUAUCCUGGAGCACCUUAAGGAUGACUCGUCGGACGAAGCACUCGGCGGUUAUGACAGUUCGUUCGCGUCCGACGGUGGUCCAAUGGAACAUAACUAUCAGCAGCACGUUCUCAACUAAAAGAAGAAGAAAAAGAAAGCAAAACGGUACUUUAAUUUAUUGAAACAAGCAACCAGAAGAAGGGGAGAGGAAGAGGAAAAAAGUGGGAAUACACACAAAGUAGAUCGAAAAAGAGGGGAGCAGAACUUAAAUUAAUUCACACGCAAAAAAACCAGUUAAGGAAAUGCAAGCGCUAGAUAAAUAAAACAAACACAACAAUAUAAGAAACAAAAAAAAACACACACACAUAUAGUAGGAUUAAUCAGAGUAAUAAAGGAAAAGAAAAUAAAAAAAACGUAGGUGUGUGGCUAUUCACGACAGCUUGUGAGAGACAAAAAGCAGAAGUACUUCUAAGGAUUAGUAGGUUUUCUUUGCAUUUUAAACCAAAUUUAAUUUAAUUUAAAUUAUUAACUGAAAAUUAAAACAAGUAAGGAAAAAAUCUAGUCUGUUCUUUCGAAAAAAAAUAAGUACUAAGACAAAAACUGUACAUGUACUGUAAAGUUGAAACCUAUCAUUAAAUGAUUUGAAAAACAGAA
Messenger RNA from Topomyia yanbarensis, 3133 nucleotides. RefSeq lists its product as uncharacterized. The coding region runs from base 588 to 2618 and encodes 676 amino acids. Lineage: Eukaryota; Metazoa; Arthropoda; Insecta; Diptera; Culicidae. The transcript has 5 exons. Gene Ontology annotation, biological process: regulation of transcription by RNA polymerase II. Gene Ontology annotation, cellular component: nucleus. Gene Ontology annotation, molecular function: RNA polymerase II cis-regulatory region sequence-specific DNA binding; DNA-binding transcription factor activity, RNA polymerase II-specific. The record is from RefSeq and is a predicted model, not a curated record.